Messenger RNA from Brienomyrus brachyistius, 3853 nucleotides. Its product is annotated as zinc finger protein 143-like. The coding region runs from base 1168 to 3165 and encodes 665 amino acids. Gene Ontology annotation, molecular function: DNA-binding transcription factor activity, RNA polymerase II-specific; RNA polymerase II cis-regulatory region sequence-specific DNA binding. NCBI's taxonomy places the organism in Eukaryota, Metazoa, Chordata, Actinopteri, Osteoglossiformes, Mormyridae. The transcript has 21 exons. Gene Ontology annotation, cellular component: transcription regulator complex; PcG protein complex. Gene Ontology annotation, biological process: regulation of transcription by RNA polymerase II. The record is from RefSeq and is a predicted model, not a curated record.
GUUUUCAUUAUUAUUUGAAUAUAAAGGGCGUUUCUUUAAUUCUGGAAGCAGAUGGGCUGAUAGGCUUGUUUUACACAUGAAACACAAAGCAUUUUAAUCUUCUUUGAUUCGGUUUUCCUCUUCCUUUUAAGGUGCGCGUUCAUUCUGGGAAAUCCCACGUGAAGCUCAUUGCAGCACAUUAUAUUUUCUAUCCACGUUUUUCACCUCAAGCUUUUGUACACUGAUGUAUAAACCAGUAUAAUUAUCGUCAUUUAUAAUAUACACAAUUUAACGUAUUUUAAUGGCUAAACAUUUCGAGAACAGACGCGAUUAAUAUUUGAAUUACACGCAAAAAGAUGACUGCAAUAUUUGUCAGAACACUCCAGCACCUACAAUUAACUGUAACGGAGCCAUUACAGCCGUCGCGUGAAAUGUAGGCAGCAUGGAAACGCGGAGCUCCUUAAAGAUCUGGCUGCUGCAGGUGUCAAAUACGUGAAGAACAUGGUGAAUCAGGAUUGGAACAGGAGGAAGACCAGGACCACUGAGAUUACUUGCAGCCCAGGAAAAGACUGGUGCUUGAUUGCAGACAUUGUAGAGCAGCGGUCACCAACUCUGCUCCUGGAGAACUACCACCCUGCAGAGCUAAGAAAAAGGAAGAUGAACAGAUGACGUUGUUGCUACCAAAGUAGGAUACCUGAGUUAGCAACAACCUUCAUGAUCCUAACCAGUCUGGCUUCAAAGUGGCACAUUCCACAGAAGACUGAACUCUUGGCUGUCACUGAGAAUCUACAUGCUGUCAAAAUAGCCAAAUUCUGUCCUCAUCCUCCUUGACUUUUUCAAUGACAUUUGACACAGUCAACCACAACCACUCUUGUCUAUCCUUAUGAGUCUAGGAAUUCAUGGCUCAGCAUGGCAAUGGUUUGCUUCUUACCUAGAAGGCCAAUCAUAUCAAGUGACAUGGAAGGGAUCCACAUCAACUCCACACAGACAUUCCACUGGCAUCCCUCAGGGUUGUGGUUCUGGAGCUGCUGAUAUGAGGUGAAGUCUAAGAAAACGUGCCAUGUGCUUCAAGAUUACCAUUGCUGCCCUGCAUUACACCCCCUCACUCCUGUAGGACACCAAAGAACCUGAGAUUCCCCAACGUCAGCGAUCACAUUAUCAAAUGUUUAGUUUCACAGCUGCAGAAAGAUGUGCAGUACACCCAAGGCAACAUUGUACGUUUCCUGCCCUGAUGCAUGGUGGUCGGACGGAGGAAUUGUUGGAAAAUUUCAGAGGGAAGUCAUGCUGUUGGCUCAGAUUAACCACGAAUCACAGGGUGUGGUGGAUUUACAAAAUGGCGGAGGAGAUGCCCAACAUGUCACACUUUGUCUUGCUGAGGCGGUUACGGUUUCAGAUGGUAAUCAUAUGGACAGCAUGGACACUGUCAGUUUGCAGGCUGUGACACUUGCAGAUGGAUCGACAGCAUACAUUCAGCACAAUCCCAAAGUUUCCAUUUCAGAUGGUAAAUUAAUGGAUGGGCAGGUCAUUCAGCUGGAAGAUGGAUCUGCCGCUUAUGUUCAGCAUGUGUCCAUGCCAAAAGCAGGAAGUGACAGUCUGAGACUGGAGGAUGGACAGGCUGUGCAGCUGGAGGACGGAACGACGGCUUACAUUCAUGCGCCCAAAGAAACGUACGAUCACGGUGCCCUGCAGGCCGUGCAGCUGGAGGACGGCACCACGGCGUACAUCCAGCACACCGUGCAGAUGCCCCAGUCCAACACCAUCUUAGCUAUACAGGCAGACGGCACCGUGUCCGAUCUUAAUGCCGAGGGCACCAUCGAUGAUGAGACCAUUAGUGUUCUAGAGCAGUAUGCUGCCAAGACAGAGACUGCGGAAUGUGUCAGUUCAGGGCUGGUCAGCAGGAACGAAUCAGAUGGGGCUGUUCAGAUGCAGAUCGUCGUCCAAGGCCAGGAAGCCGCUCGUGGCAUAGUGAAGGUGCAGCCACCAGGGGAGAAGUCCUUCCGCUGCGGCUACAGCGACUGUGGGAAACUCUACACCACAGCCCACCAUCUGAAGGUGCAUGAGAGAUCGCACACAGGAGACCGACCAUACCUGUGUGACCACCUGGGCUGUGGUAAAAAAUUUGCCACAGGGUACGGGUUGAAGAGUCACAUUCGGACACACACUGGAGAGAAGCCAUACCGAUGUCAGGAGACAAACUGCCGCAAGUCCUUCAAGACGUCUGGGGACCUCCAGAAGCACAUCAGGACCCACACAGGAGAAAGGCCAUUCAUGUGCCCUUUCGAGGGUUGUGGGCGGUCCUUCACCACCUCAAACAUUCGCAAGGUGCAUAUUCGCACGCACACGGGGGAGCGACCCUACUACUGCCCCGAGCCGGGCUGCGGACGUGCCUUUGCCAGCGCCACCAACUACAAGAACCACAUGAGGAUCCACACAGGAGAGAAGCCGUACGUGUGCACAGUGCCAGGCUGCGACAAGCGCUUCACCGAGUACUCCAGUCUCUACAAGCACCAUGUGGUGCACACGCCCUGCAAGCCCUACAACUGCAACCACUGCGGCAAGACCUACAAGCAGAUCUCCACGCUGGCCAUGCAUAAGCGCACGGCUCACAAUGACACGGAGCCCAUCGAGGAGGAGCAGGAGGCCUAUUUUGAGCCGCCAACAGAUGCCAUUGAUGAUCCUGCCGUGACCUAUGUUCCAGAGAUGGAAGAGGAGGAUUCUGGAUCAGAACACGUGUCCUCUGAGACCGUGGAGGCCAUUGGGCAUCAACACGUGGCUCUUAUCACACAAGAUGGAACUCAGCAGGUCAGUAUAUCCCAGGCAGAUGUGCAGGCGAUGGGAAACACAAUCACCAUGGUCACUCAAGACGGCACAACCAUCACUGUGCCUGCCCAUGAGGCGGUUCUCUCUUCGGAAGGAACGCACUCCGUCAGUAUGGUAGCAGCUGAUGGGACGAAUGAGCAAGUAACCAUCGUGACUCCAGAGUUAACAUUCCAUACUACACAGGCUGAGCUCGUCCAAGAUCAUGAGCACCACCUAGUGGCAGCCAGUCCGCACCCCGUCACCUUAUUAGCCACGUCCAAUGGCACUCAGAUUGCAGUACAGCUCAGUGAACAGCCAUCACUGGAGGAAGCCAUUCGAAUAGCUUCACGAAUACAGCAAGGAGAAACUCCCGGGCUGGAAGAAUGAGACGGCUGCUGUUUUUGCUUCUAAAGAAAAUUUCAGGGAAAAAAACUGCAGAUGUUUUUGGCUGCUUGCUUGUUUAACAGGGCUCUUGCAGUUUGCUUACUCACAGGUAUUGAUACUGAAUAUGUGCAUAUUUUAAAAUAUGUACCUGGCAACUACUUUUGGAUAAGCAUUCACUUUAAAAAGUUUGUGAAAUUUGGAACACUGAAUAAUUCCACUGUCUGAACUACCUAAACUUUUUUUUUUUUCAUUUUUAUGAUAAAUAUAUACUUCUGUAUAUAUGCAGUCAAUGUAAAUUGUGCAUAUUUUACCUUGGAUUAUGUACAAAUAAAGCAUUAAGCUUUAGUUACCUGGAAUUAAAGCAAUGCAUCUCUUGUAUUCUUUUCAUUCAGUUUAAACUGUUUUUCAAUAUUAUUGGUAUAUAGUUGAUUUUCAGUUUUAAAACAAUUUUAGAAUAUUGCACAUUAGGUAUACAUUUGAAACGAAGGAAAACCACGUAUUAAGAUGCCUACUUGGGAAAUGAACUACUGUACUAUAAAUGUUUCAAUCUUAAUGUUUGUACACUGGAAACACCAGAUUUAGACAGGACCCGCCGUCAAAAUAUGUACCUGUUUAGUCCUAAUAAACUUGGAGGACAAUUAUUAAGGAAAACGGUCCUGUGUAGUAAUUUUACCUCUCAGUUUCAACUAUC